AUGUCAAACUCCAACUUCUCGGCUACCCUGUUCAAUGUCAACUUCACACCCGACAACCGCACUCUUGCUUUCAACAUCGUCGGUGUCACGACCAUCAGUGGCAAUGUCACAAUCGACCUGGUCGUCUACGCUUAUGGUCUGAAAGUCAUUAAGAAGACUCUCGACCCUUGUCAAGAAGGAUGGGCCGGUCUCUGCCCCAUGAAUGAGGGCCAGAUCGAUCUCGAUUCCAACAUUGUCCUGCCUGCCGACACGAUCAGCCAGAUUCCCGGCAUCGCCUAUACCAUUCCUGACCUCGACGCCAAGGUCCAAGUCUUCGUCAACAGCACCGACACCGGUAGAGCCACUGCCUGCGUGCAAGCCGAACUCUCAAACGGCAAGACAGUUGAUCAAAAGGCCGUCUCGUGGACUGUCGCUGUCAUUGCCGGCCUCGCGCUGUUCGUCUCUGCCAUCACGUCGGGUCUUGGACACUCCAACACUGCCGCCCACGUUGCUGCCAACACUCUUGCUCUCUUCGGCUACUUCCAGGCCCAGUCUCUGGUUGGUAUGACUGCUGUUCCUCUUCCUCCCAUUGUCGCUUCUUGGACCCAGAACUUCCAGUGGAGCAUGGGCAUCAUCCGCGUGGGCUUCAUUCAAGACAUCGCCACCUGGUACCAGCGCUCUACCGGAGGCACUCCCAGCACCGUCCUGUCCGAAUUGUCGACCGAAUCCGUCGAGGUGCAAAAGCGUUCCGUCGAUGUUGUUGGCCGUCUCCUCGCCCGUGGCGCCAUUAAGCUUCACCAGCUCCUACCCAGAGCCACUGCCACCGAUACUACCAACAAGGCUAUCAUUCUUCGUGGUAUUGAGCGCGUUGGCUUCCGCUCCAAGAUCGAGCUGACCAACAUCUUCCUCACUGGAUACAUCUUCCUCUUGAUUUUCGUCGUCUUUGUCGUUCUUGGUGUCAUCAUCUUCAAGUUCAUCUGCGAGGGUCUCGUCAAGAUGGGCAAGAUGAAGGGCGACAAGUUCCAGGACUUCCGUAACGGCUGGACCACCGUCCUCAAGGGCAUUCUCUUCCGUCUGGUCCUGAUCGGUUUCCCCCAAAUGGUCGUUCUCUGUUUCUGGGAAUUCACCAAGCGUGACUCGGCUGCUGAGGUCGUUCUUGCCGUCUUCACCGUCUUCACCAUGAUUGGCAUACUCGCAUGGGCUUCUUCCAAGGUCAUUCGUCUUGCUCGUCGCUCUGUCUCGAUGCACAAGAACCCUGCUUACAUCCUCUAUUCGGAUCCUGUCUCACUCAACAAGUGGGGUUUCCUCUACGUCCAGUUCAAGGCCACAGCUUACUACUUCAUCGUUCCCGUCCUGAUCUACCUCCUCGCAAAGGCUAUGUUUGUCGCUUUCGGUCAAUCCAACGGCACACUGCAAGCCAUUGCCUUCCUCGUCAUCGAGGGUGUCUUCUUUGUCGUCGUCUGUGUCCUCACUCCAUACAUGGACAAGAAGACCAACGCCAUCAACAUUGCCAUCUGCGUUAUCAACUUCCUCAACUCCAUCUUCCUGCUCUUCUUCACUGGCAUCUUUGCUGUUCCUGGUCUGGUUAUCGGUGUCAUGGGUAUUCUCUUCUUCAUCUUCAACGCCAUCUUCUCGCUUGGUCUCUUGAUUGCCAUUCUGGUCGCAUCGGCCUUUGCCAUCUUCUCCAAGAACCCUGACACCAGAUACCAGCCCAUGCGUGAUGACCGUGGUUCUUUCAUCAAGUCUCAGACCCAACUCAACACUGAGCUUGACGCAUUGGGUGCUACUGCUCGUGGUGAAGGCAAGGGUGGAUGGAAGGGCGCUCGCAUUGAAGACGAUGACGAUGGUUGGUCGGGUAGCUCCACUUCCGAGCCUCGUGUCGGUGGCAACAGCUCCUCCAUGGCUGGCAGAUACGGUGACAUGCCUCGCUCUCCUCAUGACCCUAGCAUCUCGAGCUUCCCUUCAGAUGGUGGUCUGCCAAGACACAACCCUCCCUCAUAUCUCGAUGAGAAGACCGGUUUCUCAACACCGGACGUGCGUAGCAACCACAGCCCCAGCCCGGCACGCACGCCGCAAUUACAACAACAGCAAACAGGCAGAGCGAGUCCGUGGCAGCGCGGUGCCGGUUAUGAAUAA
This is a messenger RNA of Aureobasidium subglaciale EXF-2481, 2115 nucleotides long. RefSeq lists its product as uncharacterized. The transcript is spliced from 2 exons. The record is from RefSeq and is a predicted model, not a curated record. Lineage: Eukaryota; Fungi; Ascomycota; Dothideomycetes; Dothideales; Saccotheciaceae. Gene Ontology annotation, biological process: fungal-type cell wall biogenesis; transmembrane transport. The coding region runs from base 1 to 2115 and encodes 704 amino acids.